Arachis ipaensis is the source of this 1405-nucleotide messenger RNA. Its product is annotated as P-loop containing nucleoside triphosphate hydrolases superfamily protein. Gene Ontology annotation, molecular function: ATP hydrolysis activity. The record is from RefSeq and is a predicted model, not a curated record. NCBI's taxonomy places the organism in Eukaryota, Viridiplantae, Streptophyta, Magnoliopsida, Fabales, Fabaceae.
UGGAUUAAUAUCGAGGAUAAAGGAGGGAAAUAAAGCGAGGGAGUGGAAGGAACCAAAAGAAUGGUUGUUGGGAAACCAUUGGCGGCAGGACGCCUAUCCAUUUCAUGGAAUCCGUGGAAUCUGAAUGUUAAGCCAAUUCCACUUGCCACAUUCAACUUCGCUCUUCGGUUGCAACCACCAACUUACCUCAAUUUCCAUGUUAGAGCAUCUUGUUUUCCCGCUUCUUCCCCUCUUCCCCAGAACGAUGAUCUCCAAGCUCUCUUACAGAUUCUUCCAUCCGAUUUGCAUGACAAUCUCCUCAAUGAACCGGACAGGGCUCAACUCUUAGAGGUUAUAUUGGAUUUGGGUCGUUUGCCAGAGGCACGUUAUCUUGGUAAAGAAGGAGGGCAAUAUAUAAGGGAGUCUGAGGUAACUGUGAAAGAGCUGGAAUAUGCUCGACAAGCUGUUGGAGAGUUCGGCAGGGACAAUAGAGCCGGCAUCGAGGGUACAUUGCACAGAAUAUCUGCAAUACGAAGUAGGAAAGGUGGCAUAGUUGGCUUGACAUGCCGAGUUGGAAGGGCAGUCAGUGGCCAGAUUAACAUGGUUUAUGACCUGCUUCAAUACUGGAAGAGCAUUUUAUUUGUGGGAAGGCCUGGGGUUGGUAAGACUACUGUUAUACGAGAGAUUGCUCGUGUACUGUCAGAUGAAUUUCACAAGAGAGUGGUAAUUGUUGAUACCAGCAAUGAAAUCGGAGGUGAUGGCAAUAUUCCGCAUGCUGCAAUAGGGAGUGCACGAAGGAUGCAGGUACCUGAGCCAUCAAUGCAACAUAGAGUGAUGCUUGAGGCAGUAGAAAAUCAUAUGCCUCAGGUGAUUAUAGUUGAUGAGAUUGGCACAGAAGCCGAAGCUCAUGCUUGCCGAUCAAUUGCUGAGAGAGGAAUCAUGCUUAUCGGGACUGCUCAUGGACAACAACUUGAGAAUAUCAUGAAGAAUCCAACACUCUCGGAUCUGAUUGGUGGAAUAGGAGCUGUUACUCUGGGAGAUGCAGAAGCUAGAGCAAGAAAUUGUCAGAAGACAAUUCUUGAAAGGAAAGCUCCUCCAACAUUUGAUUUCCUGAUCGAGAUGAGAGACAGAUACUACUGGCUUACACAUCAGACAGACAAAAGUGUUGAUAUGUUGCUUAGAGGCAAAAUUCCUCAAGUUGAGGUAAGAAAAAGAGAUGAAAAAUGCAAGGUUGUAAUAGAAAAAUCCAAACCAUAUGAUAAAUGUCAAUUUUAAUUUUCUUUGAGGGAUUAUUGUGUUGACAUUUUCAAAUAUUGAAGGACAAAUUUGGUAACCAACAUCUUUAGAAGAUUAAAGAGGUGGGUGAUGUAAGAAGUAUUAUCAUAAUGACUAGAAGUUAGAAAUAGUUUUGCAUUUUUAUCUGUUA